Messenger RNA from Pseudophryne corroboree (corroboree frog), 2412 nucleotides. RefSeq names its product cytochrome P450 2C23-like. Gene Ontology annotation, cellular component: intracellular membrane-bounded organelle; cytoplasm. The coding region runs from base 94 to 1578 and encodes 494 amino acids. Gene Ontology annotation, molecular function: oxidoreductase activity, acting on paired donors, with incorporation or reduction of molecular oxygen, reduced flavin or flavoprotein as one donor, and incorporation of one atom of oxygen; arachidonate epoxygenase activity; heme binding. Lineage: Eukaryota; Metazoa; Chordata; Amphibia; Anura; Myobatrachidae. The transcript is spliced from 9 exons. Gene Ontology annotation, biological process: epoxygenase P450 pathway; xenobiotic metabolic process. The record is from RefSeq and is a predicted model, not a curated record.
GGUUGGAAUAUAGUUCAGUGUCAAAGCUUUUUGUUAUCCGAAACACAGAGGGACAUAGCUCAGAGAACCUGCUUUAAUAGUGCUGUGCCCAUAAUGGCACUAAAUAUAGCAGGGACCCUUCUCCUGGCUACUGGGAUCACUCUCCUGAUUUACCUUGUUAAAUGGUGGAGUAAGAUAUCACAGAAGAACCUGCCCCCGGGGCCCACACCUCUGCCCCUGCUGGGAAAUAUCAUGCAGAUCAGCACCACAGAAUUUCCACAGUCUUUGGUUAAGCUGAGUGAGAAGUACGGACCUGUGUACACCCUCUACAUCAUCAACAAUCCUGCAGUCAUGCUGAUUGGCUACGAUGCUGUGAAGGAGGCGCUUGUUGACCGCAGCGAUGCGUUUAGUGACAGAGGGGAAAUGGAAUUUACAGAUCUGUUCUUUAAGGAUUAUGGGAUCAUCAUGAGCAAUGGGGAAAGAUGGAAGACAAUGCGUCGCUUCUCUCUCAUGACUAUGAGGAAUUUUGGAAUGGGAAAGAGAAGCAUUGAGGAAAGGAUCCAGGAGGAGGCCCAGUGUCUUGCGGAGACAUUCAUGGAGAAUAAAGGCACCCCAUUUGACCCAGAAUAUAAACUGAGACAGGCUGUAUCCAAUGUUAUUUGCUCCGUUGUAUUUGGCAAGAGAUUUGACUAUGAGGACAAGAAAUUCACGAACCUCAUGUCAUACAUUAUAGACCUUGUCCAGCUAAUAAACUCUGCCUCGGGUCAGCUUCUUAAUUUCUUCCCAACCUUGAUGAAAUAUGUCCCAGGCCCUCAUCAGAAAAUUUUCCUAACUUUAAAAAAGCUGAAGGACUUUGUAAAAGACAUGGUGAGGACUCAUCAAAACACACUGGAUAUGGACUGCCCACGAGACUACAUAGACUGUUUCCUCAUAAGGAUGGAAGAGGAAAAAAAUAACCCAAAUACAGAAUUUCAUGAUGUGAACUUACAGUCGGCAGUAAUUGACCUGUUUUCUGCUGGAACAGAAACUACAAGUUUGACACUGAGAUAUGGAUUCCUGAUUCUGCUGAAAUUCCCUGAGAUACAAGAGAAGAUCCACAAGGAAAUAGACAAUGUAAUAGGCAGAGAUCGCUGCCCAUCAGUGGAGGACAGGAGUAAGAUGCCGUACACAGAUGCUGCUAUACAUGAGAUCCAGAGAUUUGCUGAUAUUGUUCCUGCAGGAGUCUUGCGUGCAGCCAGCAAAGACACAACCUUCAGGGGAUAUCCUAUUCCAAAGGGAACCAUGGUGUUUCCAGUCCUGACCUCCGUCCUUAAAGACCCCAAGCAGUUCAAGAACCCAGAUAAGUUUGAUCCUGGACACUUUCUUGAUGAGAAUGGUGGCUUUAAGAAGCAUGAUGCAUUCAUGCCAUUUUCUGCAGGGAAACGCAUGUGUUUGGGGGAGGGUCUGGCUCGGAUGGAACUCUUCCUCUUCCUCACCACUAUACUGCAAAAGUUUAUGCUGAAGACCACAGUGGAAAACAAUAACAUAAACAUAACACCAGAACCAAAAACCAAUGGUUCUCGACCUAGGCCCUAUAAUAUGUUUGUGGUCCCUCGCUAGACAAGUAUUUAUAUAACAUUCAAUGACACAAAAGCUAUAAACAUCACACCAGAAUGAAAUAGCAAUGCUUAAAGACUACUUUUAGGGGGACAUGUACUAAGCAGUGAUAAAAGUGGAGAAGUUGCCCAUGGCAACCAAUCAGCUGCUCUGUAUACUUUUAUAGUAUGCAAAUUAUAAAUGUUACAUCAAUGCUGAAUGCUUGCCAUGGGCAGAGCCUGCCUUACGCAUAGGCAAACUAGGCAAGUGCCUAGGGCACUUGGUAUGCUUAGGGGCACCAGCAGCUUCUGCUGAUUAAAACGAUAUGCGGCAUGCCUAUAUUCUGUGUGUGACUACAGCUGUAUCUGCAUACGAAAUGCUACGUUGCAGUGUAUUCCUGGAAAUCAUGUUAAUGUAGCAUUUUGUAUGCAUAUACAGCCGCAGUCGCACACAGUAUACAGGCAUGCUGCAUAUCAUUUUAAUCAGCAGAAGCUGCUUGUGCAUCCUAGCCACAUAGUACUGCAAAUAAGAUGCAUUUUCAUAAACAAAAGGCGCCCGACGUUAGCAGAGCUGCCAGCUGACUCAUGCCAGGCAUCUCCUGCAGAACUAGCGGCGGUGCUAGGGUGCACCAGCCAAAAUCUUGCCUAGGGCAUCAUAUUGGUUAGGGACGGCUCUGGCAAUGAGCAGCUUCUCCACUGGCUUACUUGUGCACUUUUUUCACUGCUUAGUACAUCUCCCCCUUAGUAUGAUGAAUGCUUGCCAAUUUAACAACAAAUUAUAUUUCCUAUUACAUAUUUCAUGAGCACCUAUGACUUCAAAAGCUGAAUAACUUCAUAAAUAAAAAUAUUUAUAACACAA